Ruditapes philippinarum (Manila clam) is the source of this 1764-nucleotide messenger RNA. Its product is annotated as complement C1q-like protein 4. The record is from RefSeq and is a predicted model, not a curated record. Gene Ontology annotation, molecular function: protein binding. The transcript is spliced from 2 exons. Lineage: Eukaryota; Metazoa; Mollusca; Bivalvia; Venerida; Veneridae. The coding region runs from base 524 to 1015 and encodes 163 amino acids.
AAUCUUGGGAGAAAAUGUAUUCAAGAUUCUCGUUACAAUAUGAACGAGCAAAUAUAUAUAGGUGAUAGUAACUUAAUUUAUGCGAUAUAACGCUUGAACGUGUGGAUGCAAAGAUCUGGCCACUGAUAUAUAAUAAAUUAAUAUGAUGUUGAAAUAUUAUUCCGUCGUGAUACUGUGUUUUUCCGUCGUCAACGGAGAACCUGGAGAACCUAAAUGUUUUUCGAGGUUUGACUACGACGAGAAAAUUUUAAUGAAAAUAUUGAGAAUUGAGGACAAAGUUCAGAAAUUCGAGGAUUUUAUUAACGGUGUAAAGGCACGAGAAGCCAAGGAAAAGGAGGAACGCGAUGAAUUAUUUGCUGUAGAGUUAGAGAAAAGUAAAAACUGCCUGGAUUUUUUUAAUGAAGUAAAGUCCAGGGAAGAAAAGGAAAAAGAGAAACGCGAACAAUUAUUUGCGGCAGAGUUAGAAAAAUACAAACAAAAGAUUUCGGAAGAAACUGAACUAUAGAAAAAUGUGACGUCAGAAAUGCUUGAAAGUGUGGCGAGUUCUGAGAUUAAGUUUGAAACAAUCCAUGAACAGAUAAAUGAGAGAAUGAAAGGGAAAGUUGUUGCGUUCACAGUGACCACACCUAAGGCGGGUGUUACAUCAAACUUUUUGUCAUUUGCAAAGGUCAUUACAAACGAAGGGAACGCGUUUGAUACAUUGACUGGCAAGUUUACAUGCCCUGUUAGCGGGCUCUACUACUUUUCUUUACACAUCGUUAAAAAACGGUCACCUAGUGUCGACUAUGUCGGAUGUUACAUUUAUCUAAACGGAUCAUAUAAAGUGUUAGCUCACACAAAUCCACAGGACGGGUCAAAUGGUGCAGACAACGGAAGUUACGAAGCUUCGACGUCGGUGUAUUUAAAAUUGAAUGUUGGAGAUGUGGUGAUGUUAGAUAGUUGCAACAGUGGUAUAUCUGACCUCGUAGAAUCAUGGACGUCAUUCAGUGGUCAUUUAGAACAAGCAGUUUAUUAAGUUAUACGUUAUAUUAUACAUGCAUGCAUUUUUUAGAAUUUGUGUAGCAAAAAGUGCUCAGACUUCUUUCUCACUUGAUAUUUAAAAGUUCGUAUCCAAGUUUUAAAUGAUAAACACAGAUUAUCAGCUUAUUUUGAAGAGUCUGUUCAUUCGUAAAAACAGUGUGUACUUUAUUCGAUAAGACUUUUAAGUUGAGAUUUUUAUAAGAAAUUUACCCUUUAUAAAUUUUGAAAUGAUUGAUAAAAAAGCUUUAUUUUGUUCAAUUUUUAAAAUAUUAUAUUUAUAGACUGGUUCGAAUCCAGUUGUAUUCCAAUAUAUGUUUAUUUAAAUCAAGUGACCCCUGGUUUGUAAAACUAUUUUUACAUUGUGAUUACUAUGAUUACAGAAUACAUAUAAUGAAAGCGAGCAAGUAUGAUUCAGGUCAUUGUCAAACCAAUAAUAAACGCUGAGAAACAAUUUAUUCUGUUUACCUACAAUAUCUAUGUAUAUUAAAUUACUUAGACAUUCUUUGUAACAAUCUAUCUAUCUAUCUAACUGUUGAUUGGAAAAGCAAUAGACAUUUACGGUAUUAAAUUUUCGACAGAAAUUUGUUUUUGUAGUUUCAAAGAUUAAGGACAGUGUUAUUAUUAUUUAGCUAGUUUGUUGGCAUAAUAUUGUAUUAUGUUUGUUGAAUUGUCGUAAAUUUGUAUAACUUUGAUAUUUAUGUAUUCUUGUUUUGCUCUUCUUUCAAUUGAGGAAUAAAAGAUAUA